This is a messenger RNA of Centruroides sculpturatus (bark scorpion), 1406 nucleotides long. RefSeq lists its product as uncharacterized. The record is from RefSeq and is a predicted model, not a curated record. The transcript is spliced from 2 exons. NCBI's taxonomy places the organism in Eukaryota, Metazoa, Arthropoda, Arachnida, Scorpiones, Buthidae. Bases 525 to 902 code for a protein of 125 amino acids.
UUCUAUUGGAGAUUGGUCGGGAGGGCUGGUACGGCAGUCUUUGUUCUGAUGGACAGCGGAACGUGGUGAGCAGUUAAGGUGUAGGAACUGCUGGGAUGAAUAUCUAUCCCAUUGGGGUCUGUCUGUUUCGGACUGUCGUGUUAUUUUUCAGUCUAGACUUCUAGAAGUGUCGUGACUUCACUUUAUUAACUUUGUUUUGGAAGUGUCUUGUUGAGAUGAGGGAACUCAAUCCGCCGGGGGCAUGUGCACAAUAUAUGAUUUCGAAGCGAAUGAUCGAUCGCUAGCAUUCGAUAAACAACGUGCAAGACUGAGCAAACGAUUGACUCCUAGACCGGAAAAAUUGGACGAUAGCCGAAGAGCCGACGUUGAAACUCGGCACAAGUUUUAGUCCUCUCCUUCAGCCGUCUUUGCCCGGCAGGAUAUCGUAGUCUCUCCACAGCCGAUACUUUACCGAUUGUGCAUGUGGUUAGUGAACUGAGUUACGUCCAAGAGUGAGUGUAUCGAGGAACUGGUAGACAGGGACUAUGGAUGUACACGUAACCACAUCGGAUCAAGGUCAGGGAUCAGGUGGACAUCCCGCUCAUCGCUGGCCUUACGAUGCUCCCCGAAUGGGUUCUGGACUAGAAAGUUCUGGUAAUCUUCUAGCACCGGACGAUGUCGACGUAUUUUUCCAUUCUUUGGAUAGUAAUGGAAAUCCAGUCAAUCCAGCUACUUACUAUGCCAGCCCAGCUGCAGCGAGAGCAAUGCAUAACUACAGAACUCCUCACGGUAAGUUCUUUUUAGUAGUUUUCGGUUUAGGUUUGCGUUUAGGAUUGAAAAUAGCCAAACACGCAAAAUCGACAAUAAACUUAAGUGUUUCUAGGCUUCAAUCUCGGACAAAUCUUUUUCCUUACACAUUUUGACAGCCGAAACAAUAACUUUAAAAGGCAAUCUAUACUUGCUGUGACAUUUGCUGUUAUACCGCGAUUGAACAAGGAAAACAAUAACAAUAUAGAUUAAAUUAUUGAAAGAAGAGGAUUGACACGCAUCAAAUUUUCUUUAAUAUAUAUGUUAUAGAACUUAUAAACCUGAAAAGUCGGGAAAAUUCGCCAGAAAAAUUUAAUAUCGCAAAAUGUCGCGCUUCUUUAGCACUGACUUCCUAUUUAGAAACAUGGACUAAUAAUCUUUAUCGUCAAUUAUGUCAAAAAUCUUUUGUUUCAGUCUACCAAUAAAAUAAUAUUGAAUCUGAGUAUAAUAUUUCCCGCAAGACUUUAAAAGUGAUAGUUGACCCUGAUACAGCGGUGAAUGUUUAACGAAGUUCGUCAGGGUCGAAGAGGACGGAUACAGGAUUUCUUUUCACUAUAAUCACUUUAAUUUUUCACGAAAUUAUUCUAGUUUUAAAAAUAUUAUCUCAUAAUAAAAGCUUA